This is a messenger RNA of Ceraceosorus bombacis, 785 nucleotides long. Lineage: Eukaryota; Fungi; Basidiomycota; Exobasidiomycetes; Ceraceosorales; Ceraceosoraceae. The record is from the annotation of a GenBank genome assembly.
AGCCACGAGGCAAACAAAGGCGGUCAGACAUAGUGAGCGAGAGUUCCAUCCCCCUUUGUGAAUCAUGGAUCCAUCAUACACUGGCGACUGAUAAGAGCUGCUGUGCUGGUCCUUGAUGCUUGGUCCACGAUUGGAGCUAUAGCCCACAGCUACGCCGAUCCUGCCGUUGCGUUACGAUCCACAAUCGUGAAUGCACGUCUAUCUCGAUCCGCUCUCGUCAUGACGACGUACGCAUCACGGCCCCCGCGGCGCUCCUGUAGCCCUUUGUUAUGCCGUUGCAUGCCGCCUGAUGUCCACAUUGACGCAGCAGCAAUCGUGAGUUGGAUAUUGGUUCAAGAUCAGCUAGGAACUGGCUCGAAACCUUAACUCUACCAUCAUCUCGAUCGAGGACAACAGAUGUGCUUCGGGCGUUGGGUAUAUCCGAAACGUGGCGACGAAAUGUCCGCUCCCACCAUCCUUUACACGGAAUGCACACUCCGCUGACUCCGCAACAGACCCCAAAGGCGUGAGAACCAUCUGCACUCACAGACCUUCACUCGGCACCAAUGACGGACUCGAAAAGGAGAUUUCGAGACUGUGGGCUCGGAGCAUUGCUCCGCAACACUGUCUACAGCGCUUGUUGUCCGCUUGUUGUCCCGUCGAAUGAAUUCGAAACACACGUACACGUACUCUUUUGUGUCGAACGUAGCUAGGGCGCACUGUUCUCGAUGUGGACAGCAAGGACUGACUGACAGUCCUCCUCAGUCUGCCAGCCAGUGAAUGCAGUCGAAGCGCUUCGAUCGAGU